Messenger RNA from Cyclopterus lumpus (lumpfish), 3842 nucleotides. Its product is annotated as zinc finger protein 710-like. The transcript has 5 exons. The record is from RefSeq and is a predicted model, not a curated record. Bases 153 to 2315 code for a protein of 720 amino acids. NCBI's taxonomy places the organism in Eukaryota, Metazoa, Chordata, Actinopteri, Perciformes, Cyclopteridae.
UGGUGUGACCAGAGUCACUAUACCAAAACUGUGUUGGAAGACGAAGAAGAGGGGUGGAGGCGGGCAAUAUUAGCCCCGCCUCCCCCCCAUCCCUCACGUAUAAAAAGGAAGGGAACGUAGCCGGUUCUCACUCAACACACUCGCACUGAAGAAUGAGAUCCUUAAAGCACCUGAAACCUCACAGCAAGAGGAGCGUGGAGGAGGCGAGCCGGCGCCUGGGUAGAUGUGAGCCCAAGGUAAUGGCCAGGCUGGUGGACAUAGGCACACAGACAGAUCCAGUAGUCGUGCUGUCCCUGGCCCAGGCUGCCGUGCUAGGUCUCAUCUCCCAGAAUGAAGUGUUCGGCGCUACCAUUGCACCCAACGGCUUCUACACCGGCGAACCCAAAGAGUCCCCCGCACCACAAGUAGAAGGAGUCGACUACGAGUACGCAGACCAGCUUAUCGGAGCCAACGGAGAUUACCUCGGAGACAACUUGGGCGAAGACGGACAGAUGCAACCCAGCUGCAGUCAGAGGAGGUGGCAGCAGGGGCCCCCUCAACAUCCGGACACAAAAAUGGUCGGACCCGAUCGUCACAGCCUGCAAGGCGGUGACGUGUCCUCAUCCCACGUGAAAGGGGAAGUGGUGAACUCUGGAAUGUCCUCCUGUGUCCACAUGCUUAACAAUUUGACUCCCAGAGGUGGUUUAGUACAAGUGGAUCCAGCCUCCCUCAGAGGCACCAACAAGAGCUGUGUGGAUUGCGAGCGGGACACAACCAGUCAGCCGCAAGCCAACACACACGUUCACCCUCCUCCCCCCCAGGUUGGCCACAGAGGAGGGGAGCAGGGCCACCGAGGACUGCAAGGCCAGCGGCCUAUGGGGGGCCACGGUCGAGGUGGCAGGGAGGAAGAAGAAGAAGUAGAACACCAGGGGAACAACAUGAUGAAGCCCACGCAGCAGGAGGAAGCCAUCAGCAGCUACUUCCAGACCAGCGAAGUAGGGAGCUAUGAUUCGGCGGAAAUGGGCAUGGCGGGCGAGUACGAAGACAGAAGCCAGAACAUGAUGUGGACAGACGGGAACGCAGGAGCGCAGCACCAGCAGCCUCCGCAACCCCAGCCUCCCCGUCGGCACGGCGGCCGCAGAGUGGACCGGCUAGAUAUCAACAUCCAGAUUGAUGAAUCUUACUGCGUGGAUGUGGGAGACGGCCUGAAGCGCUGGAAGUGCCGCAUGUGCGACAAAUCGUACACCUCCAAGUACAACCUGGUGACGCACAUCCUGGGCCACAACGGCAUCAAGCCCCACGCCUGUCCACAUUGUGGGAAACUGUUCAAGCAGCCCAGUCAUCUUCAAACCCACCUGCUGACCCACCAAGGCACGCGACCCCACAAGUGCACCGUCUGCAAGAAGGGCUUCACCCAGACCAGCCACCUGAAGCGACACAUGCUCCAACACACUGACGUGAAGCCCUACAGCUGCCGCUUCUGCCGCCGUGGCUUUGCCUAUCCCAGCGAGCUGCGAGCCCACGAGGUGAAGCACGAACGUGGGCGUUGCCAUGUUUGCUCGCAGUGCGGCAUGGAGUUCCCCACCUACGCGCACCUCAAACGCCACCAGACCAGCCACCAGGGUCCCCACACCUUCCAGUGCACCGAGUGCAACAAGUCGUUCGCCUACCGCAGCCAGCUCCAGAACCACCUGCUGAAGCACCAGAGCCCGAGGCCUUACACCUGCUCCCAGUGCGGUCUGGAAUUUGUGCAGCUCCACCACCUGCGUCAGCACUCCCUCACUCAUAAGGGAAUGAAAGGCCACAAGUGUGACGUGUGUUCGCGGGAGUUCACCCUGUCGGCCAACCUGAAGCGGCACAUGCUCAUCCACAACAGCGUCCGGCCCUUCCAGUGUCACGUCUGCUUCAAGAGCUUCAUCCAGAAGCAGACCCUCAAGACCCACAUGAUCGUCCACCUGCCCGUGAAGCCAUUCAAAUGCAAGGUAUGUGGCAAGUCUUUCAACAGAAUGUACAACCUGCUGGGCCACAUGCACCUCCACGCUGGCAGUAAGCCCUUCAAGUGUCCAUACUGCACCAGUAAGUUCAACCUGAAGGGAAACCUCAGCCGGCACAUGAAGGUCAAGCAUGGAAUGGACGUCUCACCAGAAGGACAAGAUGUUCUUCCAGAAAUGAAUAGCCAGGGGGAGUAUGAAGGACAGAACUUCAGCUUUACAUCACAAGACAAUAUGGACAACGGUGGCUCCCAAAACCUCACUAAACUCACUACAGCAAACAUGGACGACAUGGAGGAGUAUUACAAUUUCGGGAAGGAUUCGAGCAGCUACGCGACACCUUGAGUGGCGAUGAACCGGAGAACAUGCUUUGGGUUUUUUUCUUUUACGGCAGACGGAAAUUACCGAGUUGUUUUCAAAGCUUCGGGAGACACUGGGGACGGGGUUUUCUUUUAGGGAUUGGCCUCCUUCCAGAAGAGCCAGAACUGAACGGCCUCUGAUGGGAGGCCAGGAAGGAGGCGCACUUCAGAGCAGACGUUUCAACUCUGUUGCUGAUCGCAGAGACACUGAAGCUGUGGACGCUGGGCCUAGAGCUCCUUUUUUGGGGAUUACUACGCAAAGCGACUCAAAGACUCUCACUGGCGGACAGUCGAAUCUGUAUGUUGUGUGUAUGUAUCAGUUAUUUGAAAAAGGAAAAAAAAGAAGGAAAAAAACAUAUAAAAAGUUGCAGAGCCAUCAGUUACAUUUGAUGUGAUAGAAAUCUGUUUACCAUUUUGCCAUUGUUGUCAUUCACAACCAAUGUAUGCCCUUUAUAUUUUUGUCUGAAAGUGCCAGCGAGAUACAUUUGCAACUAAGCUUCCACCGUGUCAGCUAUUUACUCACUGUAUAUCGAACUUUUGAUACAUAGUCACGACAUAUUCAGAGGUUUGAAUGCUCUUACUAAACAGUUCCUAAUUGUAGUUACCCAUUCCUUCCCAGCCCUCAGUUUAAACAGGUCGCUCUUUCAAUGCGUGCGAGUGCUUUUUGUUGCACAGGACAUCGUAGCGGUUAUCUUCCCGGGGCACUUACUACCAAAGUUGCUACUGUCCCAUGCAAGCUGAUACCAGAAACAACAAUGUUGGCGACAUGUACAGAGGAUUCGAUUCUGCAACAGACUUUGGUCUCACAUGGUUUAGCUUGACAUUAAUAAUCUAUCACGUGUAGUGACUAUACUGCUCAAUGUUUUACUGAGUGAAGAAUGCAAAGCACUUUUUCCAUUGAGACCUGUCAUUUUUUCUGUGAAGGCUUGUCUUCGGUAUACUCAUUUGCCUCCAGGAGAAAAGUGGGGAGAAAUAAGAUCGUAGAAUCUUCCGAACCCCCAUAACGGCAAUAUUGUUAAACAGAUAUGCUUUCUCUGUAGUUUUUUUUGUAAACUGCAGUUCCCUUGAUAUGGAUAUUUCACAGUUGUCAGUUUAAAUAUGAAUUGAAGAAUGGGCAUCUUUGUUUGGAGCAUCAGCAGUGUGGACUGUUUUCACUUCACUUUCAAUUCACUUUAUUCAGACCGAUAUUUCCCCACUCAAUGGGGAACAAAACACCUAACGUGGAUAUCAAAUCCAAUCUGUAGAUUUUAAAAGAAGAAGAAGAAGAAAAAAUAUCUUUCAGAUUAAAUUCUGUGGGGUUGAAUUGAAAGUGGACUGAUGCUAGUUCUGUUAUUCAUAAUUCUGUUUUGGGGAAGACUCCCCCUGUCCUGCCAUGCAGGUCAGCCUUGAUAUGCACACUAAACCAGAGGAACGGUCUGCAGCACUAGUUCUUCUUUGAGAUGAGGAAUAUCAAACUGAGACCUCAUGGAAAUUGACCAUGAAUUAUUUAAUAAAGGUUCUCUAGUUUAAAUGA